This is a messenger RNA of Chaetura pelagica (chimney swift), 6451 nucleotides long. Its product is annotated as unconventional myosin-X-like. The transcript has 41 exons. Gene Ontology annotation, molecular function: ATP binding; cytoskeletal motor activity; protein binding. The coding region runs from base 1 to 6177 and encodes 2058 amino acids. The record is from RefSeq and is a predicted model, not a curated record. NCBI's taxonomy places the organism in Eukaryota, Metazoa, Chordata, Aves, Apodiformes, Apodidae. Gene Ontology annotation, cellular component: cytoskeleton; myosin complex.
AUGGGUGAACACGGUGAUGGAGAGGAGGGUGCCAGGGUAUGGCUGCAGGAGCAGGACCAGCUGCAGCCAUGCACUGUUGGCUCGUGUCCCGAUGGAAACGUGCUCUUCACCUCAGAUUAUGGCACGGUAUUCCAGUACCCCACAGCCUCACUUUCCAGAGAAAAGGUCUUGCCAAUGCACCAGACCAGCAUUGAUGGGGUAGAAGACAUGUCUAUGCUGGGAGAUCUGCACGAAGCUGCCAUCUUACUUAACCUGCACCAGCGCUACCAGCAGGGUAACAUCUAUACAAACAUUGGUUCCAUCUUGGCAUCAGUAAAUCCCUACAAACCCAUCCCUGGUCUGUACAGUGGGGAUGCCAUAGACCUGUACAGACAGCACCGCCUGGGUGAGCUGCCUCCCCAUAUCUUCGCCACUGCUAACGAGUGCUACUGCUGCUUGUGGAAGCGUCAUGACAGCCAGUGUGUUCUGAUAAGUGGAGAAAGUGGAGCUGGCAAGACUGAAAGCACCAAGUUGCUGCUGAAAUUUCUGUCAGCCAUGAGCCAGACCUCCCUUGGGGCCCCUGCAUCUGAGAAGAGCACGCGAGUGGAAGAAGCCAUCCUAGAGAGCAGCCCCAUUCUGGAGGCCUUUGGAAAUGCCAAGACAGUUUAUAACAACAACUCCAGCCGCUUUGGCAAGUUCAUCCAGCUGCACUUCUCCCAACAUGGACACAUCCAGGGAGGACGAGUAACUGACUAUUUACUGGAAAAGAACAGAGUGGUACACCAGAACCCUGGAGAGAGGAAUUACCACAUCUUUUAUGCUCUGCUAGCUGGUGUGAAUGGGGAGCAAAAAGAGAGCCUCUCCCUCUCUGAGCCAGAGACUUACCGCUACUUGAACCAGUCUGGCUGUGUGACUGAUGAGAACCUGAAUGAUGCAGAGAUGUUCAGUAAGGUCAUGACUGCCAUGAAGGUGGUGGACUUCAGCACUGAAGAAAUCAGAGACAUCUUCAAACUUCUUUCUGGCACACUUCAUCUGGGAAACGUUGAAUUCAUGACAGCUGGUGGGGCCCAGGUUACAACAAAAGCAGUGCUCAACAUUGCCAGUGACCUCCUGGGCUUAGACACCUUCCAGCUUUCUGAAGUACUGACGCAGAGGUCCAUGAUUCUGCGGGGGGAAGAGAUCAGCUCCCCUCUCACUGUGGAGCAGGUAACUGACUCCCGGGACUCCCUGGCCAUGGCACUGUAUUCCCAGUGUUUUUCGUGGCUCAUUAGCAAGAUUAACACAAAAAUCAAAGGCAAAGAAAACUUUAAGUCUGUGGGCAUCCUGGAUAUCUUUGGUUUUGAGAACUUUCAGGUGAAUCGUUUUGAGCAGUUUAACAUUAACUAUGCAAAUGAGAAACUCCAGGAGUAUUUCAACAAACACAUCUUCUCUUUGGAGCAGCUGGAGCACAACAGGGAAGGGAUAAGCUGGGAAGCCAUUGACUGGAUGGAUAAUGCAGAGUGCCUGGACCUUAUUGAGAAGAAACUGGGUUUGCUGGCUUUGGUGAAUGAAGAGAGUCGAUUCCCCAAAGGCACAGACAACACCCUUCUGGAAAAACUUCACAGCCAGCAUAUGAGCAACCAUUACUACAUGAAGCCUCGCGUAACAGACCAUCAGUUUGGCAUAAAACAUUAUGCUGGGGAGGUGCUAUAUGAUGUGAGAGGCUUUCUGGAGAAGAACAGAGACACCUUUCGAGAUGACAUUCUAAACAUGCUGAAAGACAGCAGGCUCGAUUUCAUCUAUGACCUUUUUGAAAGAGUCUGCAGUCGUUGCAGUGAAGAGACACUGAAGAUGGGCACCCAGAGGCGCAGACCGACUGUCAGUUCCCAGUUCAGGGACUCUCUCCAUUCCCUGAUGGCCACACUUAGUACUUCCAAUCCAUUCUUCAUCCGUUGCAUCAAACCAAAUACCGAAAAGGCACCAAACCUCUUCAAUCCAGAUGUGGUGCUAAAUCAGCUGCGGUACUCAGGGAUGCUGGAGACAGUGAAAGUUCGGAGAGCGGGUUUCCCCAUACGGCGCCUUUUCCAGGACUUCCUUGGCAGGUACAAGAUGCUGGUGAAGGGGACAAGUUUCUCAGACAACAGCAAAGCUGUAUGUGCAGACUUUCUGCAGACCUAUGACAGCAGCAAGAAAGAAUGGCAGUUGGGUAAAACCAAGGUUUUCCUGAAGGAAGCUCUUGAGCAGAAGCUGGAGAAGGAUCGGGAAGAGGAGUUGAGGAAAGCAGCUAUAGUCAUCCGGGCCCACGUCUUGGGCUACAUGGCAAGGAAGAAGUAUCAAAAGGUGCUAGCCAGUGUUGUUAUCAUCCAAAAGAACUACCGAGCACACUUCUGGAAGAAGAGCCUGCUGCGGCUGAAGGCCUCUGCAGUCACCCUGCAGAAGCACUGGCGUGGCCGCCUGGCUCGCAGCCUCUACCAGCACCUGCUGCAGCAGGAGCUCCGGCGGCAGCAGGAAGUGGAGGAGAGAAGGAGGCAAGAAGAGGAAGAACAGAUCAGAAGAGAGGAAGAGGAAAGACAAUGGCAAGAAGAGGAGGAGCGUAGGCGGAAGCGGGAGGAGGAAGAGGUGAAGGAAAGAGAAAAGGAGCAACUGAAUGCGCUACACCAGGUGGUUCAGGUGGAAGCAGUCAAGACUGAGGAGGUAGAUAUUCCCCUGCAAGAAGAAGAGAGACGUCAGAUGGAGGAGAUCUUAAGACUGGAGAAAGAGAUUGAGAAGUUGCAGCAACAGAAAGAGGAUCACAUGUCUAUAAUCUGUGAAAGCACCAGGAAUGAAAUCAAUCGGCAGCGAGAAGAGGAGAUCCAAAGGCUGGAAAAGGAGGCAUCUAGGGUUGCCCAGGAGUUCUUGGAGCUGUUGGAUUUUGGCAAUCUGGACGAAAGUGUGCAGAAUUUAGAACGCUCACUUUCUAGUGAGGGGACGCUCAACAUUGACUGCAGCCUGGUGGCACCACUAGCUGAAGAAGAAGUGGAUGAGGGUUUCCAUGCUGAUGACGAAGGACGGCCAACUUCCAGCUCAGUGGUCUUGAAUCAGCACAGCACAAGAAACAGUGGUAACUACACAGAGAAAGGUGUGGACACAAGACUUUCACUUCUCCAGAUGGAAGUGGGAGAGGUUGUCCCUGCUCCAGGACAUGCUGUGGAAGGAACCACUAGCCCCAAGGAGCAGAGAGCCGUGUCUGACCCAGCAGAAAGCAUUUACAAUGCUGUCUCAGAUACACAGAAGAGUAACAGCGGAGAGGUGGGAGAGCCAAUCUACACUUCUCCCCCUGAUGUGGAGUCUGACUAUGACCACGAGGAGUUUGAUGGCUGUGGAGAUGCAGGUAGUGCCUCUGCUGAGCCCCUGAAUGGCGACGAAGGUCUGAGACACUCGCAUGGGACCAGCUUGGACUCCAACCGUGGCAGCCUGGACUCGUUUCUGGACAGUGAAGAAGAAGUGGAUGUUUACAUUGAUACAGAUGAAGAGUUUUGUAAUGGACGAGUCACUAUCUUUAAUGGCUCAGGACCACCCUAUUUUCACAGCUAUCUCUACAUGAAGGGAGGUCUCAUGAACCCAUGGAGGCGGCGCUGGUGUGUUCUGAAGAACGAGGCCUUCAUGUGGUUCCGCACCAAGCAAGAGGCACUAAAGUCAGGCUGGCUCUACAAAAAAGGUGGAGGCAUGUCUACACUUUCACGCCGCAACUGGAAACGCCGUUGGUUUGUGCUUCGAGAAUCCAAGCUGAUGUACUUUGAGAAUGAUAGCGAGGAAAAGCUGAAAGGGACAAUUGAUAUCAGAAGGGCAAAGGAGAUUGUGGACAUUCAUGAAAAGGAGAAUGCCUUGGACAUUGUGACAGAAGACAGAGUUUAUCACAUUGUCGCAGAGUCACCAGAAGAUGCCAGUGGUUGGUUCAAUGUGCUGAGCCGAGUACACAGCGCUACAGCGCAGCAGCUGAGGGAAAUGCAAGAUGAACAGGCCAAUCCAAAGAAUGCUGUGGGAACCCUGGAUGUUGGGCUUAUUGACUCUGUCUGUGCCUCUGACAAUCCUGAUAGACCAAAUUCUUUUGUGAUCAUCACAGCGAAUCGGGUGAUCCACUGCAACAGCGACACCCCUGAGGAGAUGCAUCACUGGAUCUCCCUGCUGCAGAAGCCGAAGGGCGAAUCGAAGGUUGAUGGCCAGGAAUUCCUUGUGAGAGGCUGGCUUCAUAAGGAGGUUCAGAGCAGCAACAAGAUGUCCUCUCUGAAGAUGAAGAAACGCUGGUUCGUUCUGACAAACACUGCUCUUGAUUACUACAAGUCAUCUGAGCGCACGGCUGCCAAACUUGGUACCCUGGUGCUUAACAGCCUCUGCUCUGUGGUGCAGCCCGAUGAGAGGGUCUUCAAAGACACAGGCUACUGGAACAUCAUUGUCCAUGGGCGAAAGCACUCCUACAGGCUGUACACCAAGCUGCUGAAUGAAGCCAUGCGCUGGGCCUCUGCCAUUCAGGGUGUCAUUGACAGCAAGGUUCCCAUAGAAACACCUACACAGCAGCUCAUUCGUGACAUCAGGGAAAACAGCACAAACUUUGAAGUAGUGGAACAAACGUACAGGAGGAACCCAAUCCUGCGAUAUACCCAGCACCCUUUGCAUUCCCCAUUGCUCCCACUACCAUAUGGAGAUGUUAGUGUCAACUUGCAACAAGAGAAGGGGUACAGCAGCUUACAGGAUGAAGCGGUGAAGAUCUUUAACUCCCUUCAGGAAAUUGAGACAGUGUCUGACCCCAUACCUAUUAUCCAAGGCAUUCUGCAGACCUGCCAUGAUUUAAAGCCCCUUCGUGAUGAAGUCUACUGCCAGCUCAUCAAACAAACGAAUCACAUGCCACAUCCCAACAGUGCUGGGAACCUGCACCACUGGCAGCUGAUGUCAUGCAUGAGCUGCACUUUCCUGCCUAGUCGAGGGAUCCUGCGCUACCUCAAGUUCCACCUUAGAAGGGUAAAAGACCUCUUUCCAGGCUCAGAAAUCGACAGAUACGCGCAAUUCAUAAGUGAUUCCUUGAAGAGAACAAAGACAAGGGAGUUUGUGCCCUCCCAGGAGGAAAUACAGGCUCUUCUCACCCGUGAAGAAAUGACCACAACAGUGUACUGCCAUGGUGGUGGCUCCUGUAAAAUAACCAUCAAUUCCCACACAAGUGCUGGAGAGGUGGUUGAGAAGCUGAUCCGAGGUCUGGCGAUGGAGGACAGCCGCAACAUGUUUGCACUCUUUGAGCACAAUCAGCAGGUGGACCGGGCUGUUGAGAGUCGGGUGAUUGUGGCUGAUAUCUUGGCCAAGUUUGAGAGACUUGCUGGCUCUGAAGAAGAAGAGGAGGAAGGACAGUGGCAGCUGUAUUUUAAGCUUUAUUGCUUCUUGGAUAUUGAGAAUGUUCCCAAAGAUGGAGUGGAGUUUGCCUUCAUGUUUGAGCAGGCUCACGAAAGCCUCAUAGAUGGUCAUUUUCCUGCACCAGAGGACACUCUGCAACGCUUAGCAGCUCUACGGCUGCAGUACCUGCAUGGAGAUUAUUCUAAAAUAAGUUGGACCCUGGAUGGAAUCUACCCAGUUAACAGACUGAAAUCCAAAAUAUUGCACUCAACAAAGAGCAGUGGCACUACCAGUCACACUCUGGAGAGGAGACGGACCAGCUUCCUUGAAGGGACAUUGAAACGUAGCUUCAAGACAGGCUCUGUAAAGAAGCAGAAGGUAGAAGAGGAGCAGAUGAUGGAGAUGUGGGUGAAGGAAGAGCUUUCAGCUGCUCGGGCAAGCAUAGCACAGAAAUGGACCAAGCUGCAGGGACUCUCUCAGCAUCAGGCCAUGGUGAAAUACAUGUCCAUUGUAAAGGAGUGGCCAGGUUAUGGGUCAACCCUCUUUGAUGUUGAGUGCAAAGAAGGUGGAUUUCCAAAUGAUCUUUGGCUUGGAGUCAGCACAGAGAAUGUGUCCAUCUACAAACGAGGAGAUCCUAAACCACUAGAAACUUUUCAGUAUGAACACAUUGUUUUCUUUGGAGCACCACAACCUAACACCUUCAAAAUUACAGUGGAUGAGAGAGAAAUGUUCUUUGAAACAUCCCAGGUGGGUGAGAUAAUAAAGAUCAUGAAAGCAUACAUCAACAUGAUUGUGAAGAAACGCUGCAGUGUCAAAUCGGCCACCAGUGUGGACAGUCAUGCAAGCAUCUGGACUAGGUGAUAGGAAUGAACUGCCACAAGAGAGAGGCCAUUGUUUAAUGAUUGGUGUUUGCAACGUGCCAGCACAAGUGUAGCAAAGAUAUUUUUUAAGAACUCCACUUGACUGACUACUGUAUUUAAAAACUGCAGUGUCAUCUACAGCACCAUAGGAUUUGCACCUCAGCCCAAAGACACUGAACAGCAACAACUGGUGUUAAAUGGCAAUGGCCCAAAACUUUGUUGUCCCUUUGCUCGUUUGAUGAACAAAGUACUUUGAAGAAGCAAUGUUGGAAGCA